Messenger RNA from Peniophora sp. CBMAI 1063, 1503 nucleotides. NCBI's taxonomy places the organism in Eukaryota, Fungi, Basidiomycota, Agaricomycetes, Russulales, Peniophoraceae. The record is from the annotation of a GenBank genome assembly.
AUGUCUACUUCACUUGAAAAGGUCAAGCCUGUACCGGACUCCAUCGAGCUUCCGACAUUGCACUACGAUCUCGCCGCUCUAGGCUGCGCAACACCUCCCGCCGACUCCCUCGCAGAACGCGGCGAAAACUACAUCCCACCAACACCCGCAACAGCAACGGACACUGCUUCGCAAGUAGAGCUAAACCCCGACGCCGCGCAGUUUUCAUCUCUUGCUCCAGUCGACGGCGGAUUCGGAGCAUGGUCCUACCUCACCAGUGCUUUCCUCAUCGAACUCUUCGUAUGGGGCUUUCCGGUAGCCUUCGGGUCUUUUUUGGAGGCAUACUUGCGCGACGCGAGGUUUGGUUCGCAGCCGCAUGCGACGUCUUUACUGCCAUUAGUCGGGACGCUAUCGUCCGCCAUCAUGUACUUCUCAAGUCCACUCACGUACCCGCUUGCAACGCGCUAUGGCUUCCAUCGCCAAAAGGCCAUGUGGCUCGGCACCCUCAUAUGCUGGGCCAGUCUCUUCGGCGCCAGUUAUGCCACGACUGUCACGCAACUCUUACUCUUGCAAGGUGUUCUGUACUCAAUCGGCGGUUCUUUGCUCUGGCCGGCGUCGAUGACUUAUAUGCCGGAGUGGUUCGUGAUGCGCCGAGGACUGGCGAAUGGUGUGCUUGAUGCAGGCGCUUCGGCCGGUGGUAUCAUUCUGCCCCUCGUUCUUCCCAGCAUCAUCCGCGCACAUGGAAUCGCCCUUUCGCUUCGUUACAUCUCCUACGCUUUCCUCGCCGGAACCGUUGUCUGCCUUCCGUUCCUCAAACCCCGCAUCCCCGAGCGCGGAGUGCCUGUAGCGCCUGUCAGGAACGCCACGAACAAGUCAUGGCUUAGGAACUCGUACUGGUGGCUCGUCGUCACCUUCAACACUGUGCAAGGUUUCGCUUGGACCAUCCCGCUCAUCUAUCUUCCGACAUAUGCCUCGGAGAUCGUGGGCGUCUCAGCGUCCGGUGCUUCUCUGUCGCUGGCGCUGCUGAACGGGAUGUCUCUUGUGAGCCGUCUGAUGUACGGCACAUUGUCCGACUACAUCUCGCCUCUGCUACUAGCGAGCGUCUCUGCAUCUGGCACUGCCAUCAUCACGUUCACACUAUGGGGCGUGGCCGGUAGCAGCCUAUCCGGCAUCUUGGCUUUUGGCGCCCUCUUCGGCAUCUUGAUCGGUGGCUGGUCGUCGCUCUGGACUGGGUUCAUCCGCCCCGUAUCGAAGGAUGAUAGGAGCCUGUUCAUGACGCUCUAUGGCGUACUCAUGUUUUCCCGCGGCCUUGGCAACGUCCUGUCGACGCCCAUUUCAAACGCGCUCCUGACGCGAAGCGCCGUCAAACUGAGUGCACGCGCUUUUCUCGUCACGCGGGCCACAGGGUUCGAAGUCGCGAACGGGCGCUUCAACCACAUCAUCGUAUUCACGGGUGCAUGCCUGGCUGGUACUGCUGCGCUCUCGCUCGCGGCAUGGUCGAGGGAAGUCAGGAGGAGGGCUUGA